This is a messenger RNA of Panicum hallii, 1429 nucleotides long. RefSeq names its product WRKY transcription factor 22-like. Gene Ontology annotation, biological process: regulation of DNA-templated transcription. The coding region runs from base 203 to 1171 and encodes 322 amino acids. Gene Ontology annotation, cellular component: nucleus. The record is from RefSeq and is a predicted model, not a curated record. The transcript has 3 exons. Lineage: Eukaryota; Viridiplantae; Streptophyta; Magnoliopsida; Poales; Poaceae. Gene Ontology annotation, molecular function: transcription cis-regulatory region binding; DNA-binding transcription factor activity.
GGCCGUUCUCUUUGACUUUUUACAGCCUCGGUCCAUUGCGCUGCCUGCCCCACUAGAGCGGCUAUAUAUGCAGCCGCGUACUGACACACACACCCAUACAUACAUAGCCAAAGUCAACCACGCCUCCGGCCCCGCCAUAUGAGCCCCUCGUUCCACCUCCACCUUCGUACACGAACGCGAUCGAUCCUCGAGCUGCGUCGUCAUGGAGUGCUCCACCAACGACUGGGAUCUGCAGGCCGUCGUGCGGAGCUGCGGCACGGCCGCGUGUGGCAGCGAUGGUAGCUCGGAAGCAGCGCCGCCGCCGCCGCGGCCGGAGGAGGCUCGAAGUGGAAUAAUCAGCAACGUCGUCGGCCGUGCGGCGGCGGCCCCGGAGUUCCUCGUCGGGAGACCGGUGCGCCCGGCGGCGGCGUUGCGGGAGCUGGACUACUUGGGCUUGGACCACGAGCUCCCGCGGGCGCCGUUCUCGAUCACGCCGUCCAGUGAGCGCGGGGCUGCGCUCGACCACGAGGUGCUCAUCUCUUUCCCGGCCGCCUCGACGUCCGGGCAGCAGCUUAUGCAGCCGAGGAAGCAGCCCGGCCGCAAGCCGAGCGUCCGCACUCCCAGGCCAAAACGAAGCAAGAAGAGCCAGAUGAAGAAGGUCGUGUGCGAGGUGCCGGUGGCCGACGGCGGCGUGUCCACGGACCUGUGGGCAUGGCGCAAGUACGGCCAGAAGCCCAUCAAGGGCUCGCCGUACCCACGGGGGUACUACAAGUGCAGCAGCCUCAAGGCGUGCAUGGCGCGGAAGCUGGUGGAGCGCAGCCCGGCCAAGCCCGGGGUGCUCGUCGUCACGUACAUCGCCGAGCACUGCCACGCGGUGCCGACGAUGCUCAACGCGCUGGCCGGCACCACGCGGCACCGCCCGGCGUCCCCCGAUGGCGGCUGCCAGGCGUCCCACGGCGCGUCGGACGAGGCGUGCGGCAGGCGCGAGGAGGACAGCGCCGACGCGUCCUCCACGGCCGCGGACGGAGGCGGCGCAGAGACGGCGGACGACGAGAACGAGCCGCCGUGGCAGCUGGUCGACAUGGCGAUGGACGAAUAUCCGUUGGAUGACUUCCUGGCGCCGUUCGAUGACGACUUCGAUCGGUUGUUGGAGGACGACGACGGCGUUCUUGAGCGCCGGGUGUCGCUGUAGUUGGGAGCAAGCAGGGCAACUGAUCAUUGACUGCAAACUGUCUCCGAUUCUUCCUUCUUCGAUCAAGAGAGGUUGGUGUCUUGGUGAUGCGACGCACCUAGACGAAAAACUGUGCUGCGUACAGUUGACCGUGUUACAUUACAGUCAGUGUGUCUGGCGACAUCUCUAGCUUGAUGAAAGGAUGGAUACUUUAUACACGCACGACGGCCUUGAUGUAUCCAUUGUUUGUCAGGGUUCAUGGACAUGACGACAUCUCAA